AAGCUUGAUUGUCGGCACGAAUUAUCAUCCCGAAUACUGGUGGAAUGGGCAUGCCAGGACUUGAUGUUGGCGAAGCUGACUCAGUGAAUGCCAGUCAAGAAUUCAUCGAGAGCUGGUAAUGCCGUAUGUGGGUGUCAUUAAGCUGAUUAGCAAGCUCCAAGGCUGGAAAUUAAUCAGACAUCACUUGCAAACAGCUGAUAUUUCGGGAGACAUGGAGAAGAAAUGCCCUUGCAAGAUCCCCUUCCUAACCGCGUCCGACAUUUGUCUGAUUCACGGCAUUGGGGUGACGAUCGCAUUAACGUACUAGGACCUUCUGGAUAUGGGGAUCAUUAGAGCGCUUUCCAACAUUGCAGACGAUAUUUAUGUGUGAAGGCCGUUCGCGGUGACGGCGGUCGCGACGGGGAGGUGGUGCCCUCUUCAGAGUAUAAGGGGAGAGUUAUGACAAAGGUAUAAGAGGUGUUCCAGUGACCGUGUCGGAGGAUUGGGCCUGUUAACGUCUUCUUGCUAACAAUGAUCGUGCGGACGAGAGCCAGGCCGAGAAGGAAACGAGUAUACAUGGAGGAA
Messenger RNA from Aspergillus heteromorphus CBS 117.55, 564 nucleotides. RefSeq lists its product as uncharacterized. The record is from RefSeq and is a predicted model, not a curated record. Lineage: Eukaryota; Fungi; Ascomycota; Eurotiomycetes; Eurotiales; Aspergillaceae. The transcript has a single exon. Bases 119 to 307 code for a protein of 62 amino acids.